Messenger RNA from Pecten maximus, 6412 nucleotides. Its product is annotated as vacuolar protein sorting-associated protein 52 homolog. Gene Ontology annotation, biological process: Golgi to vacuole transport; lysosomal transport; retrograde transport, endosome to Golgi. NCBI's taxonomy places the organism in Eukaryota, Metazoa, Mollusca, Bivalvia, Pectinida, Pectinidae. The record is from RefSeq and is a predicted model, not a curated record. Bases 24 to 2135 code for a protein of 703 amino acids. Gene Ontology annotation, cellular component: GARP complex. The transcript is spliced from 19 exons. Gene Ontology annotation, molecular function: syntaxin binding.
UUGAUUCAGAUGCAGACGGUGACAUGGCGUCAACUGCUGACGAUCGAGAGCAGAGUAUGGAGGUCGCUGACACUAUCCAGCUGAACCUUGGUGAGCUGGACCUAACUUCAGAAGAUUUUUGGUUGGAGGAAGCUGAUGUACAUAUCCAACGCAAUCUAGAGGAUGACAUUGUUAAAGAAGCCCUCAACACAGGAGUUGACUUACGACAAUACUCUAAACAAGUGGAGAAGGAACUGCUGGAUGUCGAAAAUGCCUCUAUACAGGACUACAUUAAGGAGAGCCAGAACAUCGCUAGUCUCCACAAACAGAUUGCUGCCUGUGACACCAUUUUGGAGAGAAUGGAACAGAUGCUGAAUUGUUUCCAAGGUGACCUCAGCAGCAUCAGCAGUGAAAUUCAGACUCUACAGGAGCAGUCUGUCACAAUGAAUGUCAAAUUGAAAAACAGACAGGCUGUGAGGGGUGAACUCAGUCAGUUUGUGGACGAGAUGGUUAUACCAGAAACAAUGAUUAACCACAUCCUUGAUACACAAGUAACAGAGAGAGAAUUCCUCGAACACCUCCAUGAAUUGAACCACAAAAUUAAUUUUGUCAAGGAACAAUCCUUCCGAGAUGCCAAAUCUUGUUUUGAUGUCCGUGAUAUUCUAGAAAAAUUGAAAAUAAAGGCUAUAGCGAAAAUCAGAGAGUUCCUUAUGCAGAAGAUAUACUCCUUCCGCAAGCCUAUGAGCAACUAUACCAUUCCACAAAACGCAAUGCUGAAGUUUAGGUUUUUUAAUGAAUUCCUGAUGGCUAAUGAGAGGCAUGUUGCCAAAGAGGUGAGGGAUGAGUACAUCGAUACCAUGGGUAAAAUGUACUACUCCUACUUCAAAGGCUACCUCAGCAGACUGAUGAAACUACAGUUUGAAGAGGUAGCAGAGCGAGAGGACUUGAUGGGAGUAGAAGAUACUGCCAGGAGAAGCUUUUUCUCUACAAAACCAACCUUAAAAAACAGGUCAACAGUGUUUACCGUAGGCAACCGUGGCAAUAUCCUGGGAACAGAUCUGGAAGGGCCAAUCAUUGUUCCUCAUGCAGCUCAAAAAUCUGACACAAAGUACAACUUUGAGUGUCUGUUCCGUAGUAUACACUUCGCCCUGAUGGACAACUGUUGUCGAGAAUACCUCUUCCUCGUCGACUUCUACAUGGCAUCUGGUUCUGCCUCUAUAGAUCUCUUUAAUUCUAUAAUCGGCAAAACUCUCACUCUCUACCUGAAACAAAUGGAGGACUACAUCAAUGACUGCUAUGACUCCAUUGCCAUUUUCCUCUCCAUCCACAUUGUUUAUCGAUUCCAUUCCAUCAUGCAGAAGAGAUCGGUGCCAGCAUUGGACAGGUACUGGGAGGCACUACAACAGAUGAUGUGGCCUCGAUUUGAGUAUAUCCUCGACCUCAACAUACAGAGUGUCCGCGACUGUGAUCCACAGAAGUUUGGCCACAUUGACAACCGACCACACUAUAUUACACGUCGUUAUGCAGAAUUCUCAGCAGCAAUUGUGGGAAUCAACCAAUCAUUUCCGAAUGAGCGGGUCCAGCGGGUCCUGGAGCAGCUUCAAACUGAGGUUGAGAACUUCAUCCUUAAAAUGGCUGCUGAGUUUCCUCACCGCAAAGAACAACUAAUCUUUCUCAUCAACAACUAUGAUAUGAUGUUGGGGGUCAUCAUGGAAAGAACAACAGAAGAUUCAAAGGAAUCUGAAAGUUUUAAGGAGUUGUUGACCGGACGGACAUCAGAGUUCAUUGAGGAGGUGCUUUCCCCGCACUUUGGGGGUCUGAUUAGCUUUGUUAAGGAUUGUGAGGUGGUUCUGGAGCGUGGCCACACUGACAGUCUCAAACAUGAGGAGAGGCGGGUACAGCAGAUAGUGAGAGGAUUCAACAAUGACUGGAAACGGGCACUGGAAGUCAUCAACGGUGACGUAAUGAGAGCGUUCACAAACUUCAAAAACGGAACACAGAUUCUACAGGGGGCCCUGACACAGCUAAUUCAAUAUUACCAUCGCUUCCAGAAAGUGCUAUCACAAGGACCAUUCCGUAAUAUGACAAUUAGAAAUGAACUCAUCAAUAUUCACCAUGUUAUGGUGGAGGUGAAGAAAUACAAACCUACAUUUUAGAUUUAAUCAUCAUUAUCAUCUCUAAUUGGACUGUUUGUGUUUUCACCUUGUAAUACAGCAUGGACAGAAUUGGGCUUCACUCGUCAGGAUCCAUCUUAUUAGAAUCUAGUACAUUCCUGUAGUGUAUUUUGAUUAGAAAAAAUUAAAGACUAAAGCAUUCCAAGACGAUAUCACAUAAAUGAUCAUGUUUAUACAAAACAAAUUGCUAAUUUAACUUCUGGUGUCAUUUGGAAUGAAGAGUGUAUCAUUUCCUGUAAGGUCAGUAUCAAGUACAAAACAGUAUGAGGGGUAAACUGGAUGGUAAGCAAUGGUGUAAAUAAAUAAUUUUAUUGUAAAUACUUGGGGUACAUAUAGCUGAUAUGUAAAUACUGGGGUACAUAUAUCUGAUAUGUAAAUACUGGGGUACAUGUAUCUUACAUGUAAAUAUUUGGGUACAUGUAUCUGAUAUGUAAAUACUGGGGUACAUAUAUCUGAUAUGUAAAUACUGGGGUACAUAUAUCUGAUAUGUAAAUAUUGGGGUACAUGUAUCUGAUAUGUAAAUAUUGGGGUACAUAUAUCUGAUAUGUAAAUACUGGGGUACAUGUAUUUGACAUGUAAAUACUGGGGUACAUAUAUCUGAUAUGUAAAUACUGGGGUACAUAUAUCUGAUAUGUAAAUAUUGGGGUACAUGUAUCUGAUAUGUAAAUAUUGGGGUACAUCUAUCUGAUAUGUAAAUACUGGGGUACAUAUAUCUGAUAUGUAAAUACUGGGGUACAUGUAUCUUACAUGUAAAUACUGGGGUACAUGUAUCUGAUAUGUGAAUACUGGGGUACAUAUAUCUGAUAUGUAAAUAUUUGGGUACAUGUAUCUGAUAUGUAAAUACUGGGGUACAUGUAUUUGAUAUGUAAAUAUUUGGGUACAUGUAUUUAUAUAAAUAUAUCCGAUUCUUUUUUAUAAAAGUAUCUAUAUAAACUGUAUAUAAUUUCAUGGUACACACAUAUACAUAGAGGACCCUACAUGUGAUAUUGAAUUACAGAACAAGUUAGAUAAUUUCUUAUAAAACGAGAAUACCAGGGUACGCUUCAUUAGGGCCAGCAUUGGAGAAUAUCGGGGUACGCCUCAGUAGGGCCAGCAUUGGAGAAUAUCGGGGUACGCCUCAGUAGGGCCAGCAUUGGAGAAUAUCGGGGUACGCCUCAGUAGGGCCAGCAUUGGAGAAUACUGGGGUACGCCUCAUUAGGGCCAGCAUUGGAGAAUAUCGGGGUAGGCUUCAUUAGGGCCAGCAUUGGAGAAUACUGGGGUAGGCUUUAUUAGGGCCUGGUUCUGAUGGUAUAUCAAUCACAGUGAUACACCAAUAUAUUUUGUACCAAAUUUAAAUGUGCAAUAGGGGUUAAACUAAUUCCAAAAGUCAAGGUCACUGUUUAUUAUAAUAUAAUGUAUACUGUAAAGCAUGUACAUGAGAUAUGAAGGAACAUGUGACUGUCACUGACCAGUCAGUGUUCUAGUGAACUGACACGUGACUCUCACUGACCAGUCAGUGUUCUAGUGAACUGACACGUGACUCUCACUGACCAGUCAGUGUUCUAGUGAACUGACACGUGACUCUCACUGACCAGUCAGUGUUCUAGUGAACUGACACGUGACUCUCACUGACCAGUCAGUGUUCUAGUGAACUGACACGUGACUCUCACUGACAAGUCAGUGUUCUAGUGAACUGACACGUGACUCUCACUGACAAGUCAGUGUUCUAGUGAACUGACACGUGACUCUCACUGACCAGUCAGUGUUCUAGUGAACUGACACGUGACUCUCACUGACCAGUCAGUGUUCUAGUGAACUGACACGUGACUCUCACUGACCAGUCAGUGUUCUAGUGAACUGACACGCGACUCUCACUGACCAGUCAGUGUUCUAGUGAACAGACACGCGACUCUCACUGACCAGUCAGUGUUCUAGUGAACAGACACGUGACUCUCACUGACCAGUCAGUGUUCUAGUGAACAGACACGUGACUCUCACUGACCAGUCAGUGUUCUAGUGAACAGACACGUGACUCUCACUGACCAGUCAGUGUUCUAGUGAACUGACACGUGACUCUCACUGACCAGUCAGUGUUCUAGUGAACUGACACGUGACUCUCACUGACCAGUCAGUGUUCUAGUGAACAGACACGUGACUCUCACUGACCAGUCAGUGUUCUAGUGAACUGACACGUGACUCUCACUGACCAGUCAGUGUUCUAGUGAACAGACACGUGACUCUCACUGACCAGUCAGUGUUCUAGUGAACAGACACGUGACUCUCACUGACCAGUCAGUGUUCUAGUGAACAGACACGUGACUCUCACUGACCAGUCAGUGUUCUAGUGAACAGACACGUGACUCUCACUGACCAGUCAGUGUUCUAGUGAACUGACACGUGACUCUCACUGACCAGUCAGUGUUCUAGUGAACUGACACGUGACUCUCACUGACCAGUCAGUGUUCUAGUGAACAGACACGUGACUCUCACUGACCAGUCAGUGUUCUAGUGAACUGACACGUGACUCUCACUGACCAGUCAGUGUUCUAGUGAACUGACACGCGACUCUCACUGACCAGUCAGUGUUCUAGUGAACAGACACACGACUGUCACUGACCAGUCAGUGUUCUAGUGAACAGACACGUGACUCUCACUGACCAGUCAGUGUUCUAGUGAACAGACACGUGACUCUCACUGACCAGUCAGUGUUCUAGUGAACAGACACGUGACUCUCACUGACAAGUCAGUGUUCUAGUGAACAGACACGUGACUCUCACUGACCAGUCAGUGUUCUAGUGAACAGACACGUGACUCUCACUGACCAGUCAGUGUUCUAGUGAACAGACACGUGACUCUCACUGACCAGUCAGUGUUCUAGUGAACAGACACGUGACUCUCACUGACCAGUCAGUGUUCUAGUGAACAGACACGUGACUCUCACUGACCAGUCAGUGUUCUAGUGAACAGACACGUGACUCACUGACCAGUCAGUGUUCUAGUGAACUGACACGUGACUCUCACUGACCAGUCAGUGUUCUAGUGAACUGACACGUGACUCUCACUGACCAGUCAAUGUUCUAGUGAACAGACACACGACUGUCACUGACCAGUCAGUGUUCUAGUGAACAGACACGUGACUGUCACUGACCAGUCAAUGUUCUACAUGUAUAUCUGGAGAAAAAUUUGGCAUUAAUAACAUUGUAUGUUAUCAGGCAGAAUUCGUGUCAUUACACAGUUAUGAUUAGCACAUUUCUCAGCAAAAAAACUGUAGCAAGAAUCUGGUAUUCAUCCUUUCAAAACAGUCACUGGAAUUUAGAUGUGGGCUUUUCCCCAGAGUCCAAAUAUUCUCACUGUCCUUAAAUGACCUUAGCUGUUGAUAGGACAAUUAACAAUAUUAAACCAAACCAAAAAUAGGAUUCUCUUUUUGAACGGCUAAUUAAACCUAGAACAAACAUGGGUACAAGCAUGUGAGGGAAUCAGAUUUGUCUGAAUGUGGGUACAAGCAUGUGAGGGAAUCAGAUUUGUCUGAAUGUGGGUACAAGUAUGUGAGGGAAUCAGAUUUGUAUGAGUGUAGGUACAAGCAUGUGAGAGAAUCAGAUUUGUAUGAGUGUGGGUACAAGCAUGCGAGGGAAUCAGAUUUGUCUGAAUGUGGGUACAAGCAUGUGAGGGAAUCAGAUUUGUAUGAAUGUGGGUGCAAGCAUGUGAGGGAAUCAGAUUUGUCUAAAUGUGGGUACAAGCAUGUGAGGGAAUCAGAUUUGUCUGAAUGCAAACAAGUUGUAAUAUAUGGUGUCAUGUCACAGUAUGACAUGUUAAAGUAACCACUUGUAUAUAAGGACUCCCUAUCCACAUUAAAAUAAUAUGUUCAAUCAAAAUGCUGCCAGUAUAUUUGUGAUCAGUUUAAAAACAAACAUUUCUUCUCUUUGACUGAGUACUAAUCAAUGUUGCUUUUAGCAUUCCUUAACUUUUUUAAACAGAAAUCCUCUUGUGUUCUGGUAAUCUACAAGAAUAGUUCCUGAAUUUUGUUUUAUUUUCAUGAUAUCAAAUCUGUAAUAGAUAUUCCGGGUGCAAGUAAAUCCUUUCUGACAUCUCCAGAAAAAGUUUAAAGUGUUGUUGAUUUCAGCUAAUUUUCAUCAAACUAUGGUCUAUUAAAUAUCACUAUUCUGGGAUGUAAUAUAGAUUUGUAGUCCAGAUAGUGUUCACACACAUGUAUACUGUAUACAAAAUAAAUGUAUAUAUCAAGUGAGAGAGAUAUAUGCAUGGAAUAAAUCAAUUGUCAAUGA